AUGCACAUCCCUGCUGUUUUCUGACGGAUCUGUUUUUUUCCCUGCAGGAUGUUUCAACCUGGACCCUAAUCGUGUCCUGGACAUAAUCCUAGAGGUGUACGAGAGCCGAUCUGACCAGGAUGAGUUCUUCCUGUCUCUCAUCAAGUCCUACAUGUGUGAGCCACUGACCCUUUGCCACAUCCUGGGCUUCAAGUUCAAAUUUUACCAGGAGCCCAAUGAGGAAACCCCAAAGUCACUUUAUCACAUUGCUGCUGCUCUGCUUCACCAUAACCUGAUAGAGCUGGAAGAUCUCUACGUACAUCUUAUGCCAGUAGAUGCCACCAUCGUAGAGGAACACAAACGGGAUAUCACAGAGGCCAAACAGAUUGCCCGCAAGCUGGUCAUGGUGGUGUUGCCCUCGGAGAAAAGUGAAGACAAAGACAAGGAGAAAGAAAAGGAGGAGGAGAAGAAUGACAAGCCCCCUGAUAACCAGAAGCUCGGUCUGCUUGAGGCGCUUCUACGGAUUGGAGACUGGCACCACGCCCAGAGUAUUAUGGACCAGAUGCCGUCCUUCUACGCUACAUCUCACAAAGCCAUCGCGCUGGCACUCUGCCAGCUUGUGCACCUGACUGUGGACCCUCUUUACAGGAGAUCGGGCCUCCCUAAAGGGGCAAAGGGGCGUGUAAUUCACCCACUGAGGAACAAGCGGGCCCCUCGGCCUGCAGAGAACUUCGAGGACCUGCGCAGGGACACAUUCAGCAUGAUGUGCUACCUGGGCCCGCACCUCUCCCACGACGCUAUCCUCUUCGCCAAGAUCGUGCGUCUGGGCAAGGGCUUCAUGAAGGAGUACCAAAUUGAAAACAGACCUGAUGCCCGAGAGAAAAUGGAAACUCUAUUGAGUUGUUUCCUGUGCAUUGCAGACCAGGUGCUACUCCCUUCUCUUUCUCUGAUGGAGUGUAAUGCUUGCAUGUCUGAGGAAGUGUGGGGUCUCUUCAAACUCUUUCCCUACCAGCACAGGUGA
Notothenia coriiceps (black rockcod) is the source of this 1000-nucleotide messenger RNA. Its product is annotated as THO complex subunit 2-like. Lineage: Eukaryota; Metazoa; Chordata; Actinopteri; Perciformes; Nototheniidae. Gene Ontology annotation, cellular component: THO complex part of transcription export complex. Gene Ontology annotation, biological process: mRNA export from nucleus; mRNA processing. The transcript is spliced from 7 exons. The annotation marks the transcript as partial. The record is from RefSeq and is a predicted model, not a curated record. Gene Ontology annotation, molecular function: mRNA binding.